UGUUCAAGGAACCUCUGGAGGAGAUGAAGAUUGACACAAAACAAACCACAAAGCUGACUUUGCAGGAUGUUCUUGAAAUUGGUCCAGAAAGUUUAAUGACAGACAACUUUACUGAUGAUGAUGGAUUAUGGUAUUUUAUAAGAAGGCUUAUGUCUCUGAAUGGGGAAGCAAGAAACAUAAAUAAGCUUUUUAUGAAAUCAGUGGAAAGUAAGAAUAUUAGUACUGAUGACAGCUUCAUGUUUGUUGAUUCCGAAAAUGACUUAUUCAGUUACAUCCACCCUCUUGAUGUAGUUUCUGUUGCCUUUCAUUGCUCAGACCAUUUCCUGCAGCAAGAAAUUGUAUCUAAAAUGUUGAUGUGUCAGUUCGCUGUCCCUCUGCUACUUCCUGAUGUUGAUAGCCCAGAAUGCACCUUCAUGCUGUGGGCAAUGAGGGGCAUAGUAAAGAAAUGGCGACCUCAGUCAUUAGCAGACAGCAAAGGAUUUAUAGAGGACAGCUUGGUUAAUGUCACCAUGCCAACUAUCUCACUUGUAAGACUAGGGAAAUGUAGACUAUCAAAGUCAAAAAUUCUAAAUCAGCUUCUGGGCUCAAUGCAGCACCAACAUGAACAUUUUGUCCACAGGGACAUGGAAGGAGGAAAUGCUACAAGAAAAAUAUCAGAAGGGUUGGUGGAAAUUUCCUGGUAUUUUCCUGGUGGUAAAGGUAAAUUCCCAGAGCCCGUGGCAUUUACAAAUCUCAGAGGAAAGCUGGAGUCUAACCUAAAGCAGUUCAACUUUCUGACAGAAAUCUCAUCAGUCAUCGUGAUUCUUACAGAAGGUAUCAGUGAAGACCAGUAUGAACUGUUGAAGUGUAACAGCGACAACACAAAAUAUCUUUUCAUUAUUAGUCCAAAGGACAACAGAACAAUGAAGGACACAACAGAAAGACUAAAACUCCUGGCACCUGUGCUGAAUUUAACCCCAGACAAUGUUAUAUUGAUUCCAAGCAGUACAAACGAGACAACAGCUGGUUCGAAGCUGUAUUCAUCACUUCUGUCAUUAGUCCAAAGUGACCUCAAUACUAUCAGUCUAGAAACAAUGGCCGAACAAGCCUCCAGACAUGGGAUCCAGAUAGAUGAGGACUUUGAAGAAUGCCAGGCAGCAAAAUUGAAAGCAAAAGAGAUAACUGAUGAUAUAGAAGAUGUUGUGAGAUACAAGAAAGAAACAAUGAAACUACAAGCAGAACCACUAAGAAGAAUGGCCAAACUAGAAAAGGAGAUGUGCCAAAUGAAAGGGCAAGGGAACAGUAAUGGGGAGAAAUACAAAUCUAAUCUCAGAAAACAGUGUCACCGAAUAAGACAAGAACAAUGGAAAUAUGACAUUCCAAGCGGCAUAUCCAAGUUUGUUGAGGCAAUCACAUCAACAACAAAGAGAUCUGAAAAGUUGUUUUUCUUACAGUGGUUAAAAUUUCAUCUCGAUAGCGUGGCAAGAAAAUCCCUUCCCCCUUUACAAGCUCAAUAUAAAGAACAAUGUAAUUUGCCUGGCAACCAAAAAGUGCUUGCUGAGUUAGAUCAGAGGAUUUCUGACAGUUCCCUGGGCAUUGAGCACUUUCUGAGAGAAGUGGGUCAGUUCUAUGAAGCGUGGCAUUUCAUGGAGGAAAAUGGAAAAUCAACAGACAUGAACUUAGAACAUCUUCCUAAAAUAGCUGCAGAUCUUCUGUUGGAUGGAUUUCCUCUGGAACUGAUAGAUGGAGAUGCCUCCAGAAUUCCCUUACAGUGGAUAAAAGAUGUACUGACUGAGCUGGACAAGAAAAUAAAAGGAAAAGACAGACUGAGAGUAAUAACAGUUCUUGGAGUGCAGAGCACAGGGAAAUCCACCCUUCUGAACACCAUGUUUGGUUUGCAGUUCCCGGUGGCCAGUGGACGAUGUACACGAGGAGCCUUCAUGACCCUUCUGAAAGUGAAGGAAGAUUUGCAGGAGGAUUUGAUGUGUCAGUUCAUUUUGGUGAUUGACACUGAAGGAUUGAAAGCUCCCGAGUUGGAUUCUCUUGAUGGCAGCUAUGAACAUGAUAAUGAAUUGGCCACACUAGUGAUUGGAUUAAGUGACAUCACCCUAAUUAACAUGUCAAUGGAAAACACAACAGAAAUGAAAGAUAUUUUACAAAUUGUCAUCCAUGCUUUUCUGCGGAUGAAAGAAAUUGGGAAAAAACCCAACUGCCAAUUUAUACAUCAAAAUGUGAGUGACGUCUCAGCUCCUCUCAUGAACAUGAGGGGUAGGAAGAAGCUGAUGGACCAGUUAGAUGAAAUGACAAGAAUUGUGGCCGCUAUGGAGAAUAAAACUCAAUUUAAACAUUUUUCUGAUGUCAUGGAGUAUGACCUAGAACACGACAAUUGUUACAUUGCUGGUCUGUGGCAUGGAGUCCCACCGAUGGCUUCAGUCAGCAAUGCAUACAGUGAAAACGUCAAUGAACUCAAACAAAAACUACUGAAGUUCAUGGAAGACAGACAUAAUAAGACACAAAACAUCAAUGAAUUCAUGUCUUGGGUAUCUAAUUUAUGGAGUGCGGUGAAACAUGAAAACUUUAUAUUUAGUUUCAGAAACAGCUUGGUAGCCAAAGCCUACAACCAGCUAUCUAAACAAUAUUCUGAACACGAGUGGAAAUUCAGUAAACUGAUGCAUGAAUGGUUCACUAAAUCCGAGACGCUGAUCAAGAAUCAGUCUGCUGAAACACUGGAAGCCAAAGCCAAUGAUUGCUAUAAGGAAGCAGAAAUUAUUCUCACAAGAGAGGAGAAAAAGAUUUUAGCUUGGCUACACGAGUAUUUUAUUAAAGAGACAGAUUGUGCCCAAAUAAUAAAAUACAAAACAGACUUUGAGAUCAGUGCUCAAAACUUAAGAAAAAACCUUGAAUCAUCUUCAAUCAACAAACUUAAGGAAGCUGUUCAGAUCCAAAAAGAACAAAUCAGGAUACAACAGUUAUACAGUCAGCACGUUGAAAGAAUUGAACAAAAGGUCUCCAGCUUUAUAGAAGAUUGUAGAAAGAAGAAGCACAAGCUCAGUAAUGAUGAAUUGGAGGCGGAACUUGAAAGAAUCUGGAAAGAUGCCGUCAAAGAUCUAGAGGUGACUCACCUGCCAAAACGUGACAUUGAGGGAUCAAUGUUACUAGUGCUCACCAAGGACAUGAAUGAGAAAGGUUCUGGUGUGAAUGAAAAAUUACAGCAGACAAAACAUUUUCCCAAACCCAAGGAGCAGCAGAAUACAUCAAUAUUUACACAAUUUUAUCAAAUAAUUCGAAGACUGAAAAGGAAUUUUCAGUAUGAUGAUUUUUUCAAGCUUGUGUUGCGUAAAUGCAUUAGGUAUUCAACAGAACAAAGAGAAAAAGAUGUUGACUACGAUGACACAUACUGUAGGGGUGUAUUGAAUAUAAUUGAUGAAACCUGUAAACAUGGUGAUGCAAAGAAUUAUUUUUCAGCUGAUCGGGAAUUAGAAUUGAAGUUGGAGAUUUUGGGACACGUUCUUGGUGAUUUUAAGAAAAUGCAUUUACAAUUUUUAAAAAAUAAUGAUCCUCGUGCCAAACUCGAAUCACUGAAGCCGCUUUACUUUGAUACAUUCAAAAAUGUUUUCCAGAAGAAAAAUAAAAGCAAAAGCCUCGCUGAACGGAUCUGCAAAAAUUGUUUUAAACCAUCGAUAACUGAUCAUAUUAACAGAAAACUGGGAAUAGAAAUGGUAGAUGACAUCGCAAAUAGCAAAGGUUCUGAGAAAUAUUCCUCUCGAAUGUUUUUCCAGUUCACUGUCUUAGAGAGUCUCCUGGAGGAAAACAACUUUGAAAACUAUGUUGAAUACUCAAGUGACUACAAAACCUUUGUAAAAUCCUGGAUAACUAACUACAUUGUGAAGGAAUAUAAAAAUAUUGGUACUUUACAAGCCAAACUUCUGUCUGAUAUCAUGAAACGAGUCAGAUUGAAUCUCCAAAAUCCCCCAGCUUUAAACCUCCAGCAUGUUUCAGAUUUUUUGGCCCAUCUGUGUGAGGAGUUGAACAGUGAUCUGGUAUUGUCGCAGCAGACAAUGAAGGCAAUUAUUUUUGAAAAUUCAGGAACUAUUGAGGAUUUUAUUGAAUAUAUGAGGAACAGUCUGACUGACAUAGAAGAACAGAUCAGAGAAGAAAUGAAAUCUUUAAGUACAGAAGAUGUUCUUGCCAGACUUAAAGUGAAGCCUCAGGAUGAACUGUUUAAGAAGGUGUUUGGAUGCGGGAAGCAAUGUCCGUUCUGCAAAGUCCCCUGUGAAGCUGGAGGGACGGACCAUAAAGAGCACUUUGCAUCCGUACAUCGCCCACAAGGACUAGGAAGAUACAGAUGGGCAACAACAGAAGUUCUUUGUCAUGAUAUUUGUUCUACAUUAGUGGUUGGUAAUGCACAUUUUAAGAAUGGACUGACAGGAGAGAAAUAUCAUCCUUACAAAGAGUAUAGAGAUCACUACCCAGACUGGAAAAUCCAACCUGAUGAGAGUAUUGAAGCUUCUGACUACUGGAAAUUUGUUCUGAAAGAGUACAAUGAGGAGUUUGCAGAAGAGUAUAAAGCUAAACCAGCCAAAUAUCCUGAAGAAUGGAACACUCUGAGUGAGGAGAUGGCAAAGAAAAGUCUCCAGAAAACCUUCAAUAUGUGAAAAG
Messenger RNA from Nanorana parkeri, 4638 nucleotides. RefSeq names its product up-regulator of cell proliferation-like. Gene Ontology annotation, molecular function: GTP binding. Bases 24 to 4634 code for a protein of 1536 amino acids. The record is from RefSeq and is a predicted model, not a curated record. Lineage: Eukaryota; Metazoa; Chordata; Amphibia; Anura; Dicroglossidae. The transcript has a single exon.